Messenger RNA from Budorcas taxicolor (takin), 3470 nucleotides. RefSeq names its product tousled like kinase 2 (gene TLK2). Gene Ontology annotation, cellular component: nucleus. The transcript has 22 exons. Bases 80 to 2332 code for a protein of 750 amino acids. The record is from RefSeq and is a predicted model, not a curated record. Gene Ontology annotation, molecular function: ATP binding; protein serine/threonine kinase activity. Gene Ontology annotation, biological process: chromosome segregation; intracellular signal transduction; peptidyl-serine phosphorylation. NCBI's taxonomy places the organism in Eukaryota, Metazoa, Chordata, Mammalia, Artiodactyla, Bovidae.
CGCAGCCGGGUCGGGUCGGGGCCCCUCCCGGGAGGAGCGUGGAGCGGCGGCGGCGGCGGCAGCGGCGGCGGCAGUAGAAAUGAUGGAAGAAUUGCAUAGCUUGGACCCCCGGCGGCAGGAAUUAUUAGAGGCCAGGUUUACUGGAGUUGGUGUUAGUAAGGGGCCACUCAACAGUGAGUCUUCCAACCAGAGCUUGUGCAGCGUGGGGUCCUUGAGUGAUAAAGAAGUAGAGACUCCUGAGAAAAAACAGAAUGACCAGCGAAACCGGAAAAGAAAAGCUGAACCAUAUGAAACUAGCCAAGGGAAAGGCACUCCUAGGGGACAUAAAAUUAGUGAUUACUUUGAGUUUGCUGGGGGAAGCGGGCCAGGAACCAGCCCUGGCAGAAGUGUUCCACCAGUUGCACGAUCCUCACCGCAACAUUCCUUAUCCAAUCCCUUACCGCGGCGAGUAGAACAGCCUCUCUAUGGUUUAGAUGGCAGCGCUACAAAGGAGGUGUCAGAGGAGCAGUCUGCCCUGCCAACGCUUAUGUCAGUGAUGCUGGCAAAACCUCGGCUCGACACAGAGCAGCUGGCACAGAGGGGAGCUGGCCUCUGCUUCACUUUUGUCUCAGCUCAGCAAAACAGUCCCUCAUCUACAGGAUCGGGCAACACAGAGCAUUCCUGCAGCUCCCAGAAACAGAUCUCCAUCCAGCACAGGCAGACCCAGUCUGACCUCACAAUAGAAAAAAUAUCUGCACUAGAAAACAGUAAGAAUUCUGACUUAGAGAAGAAGGAAGGAAGAAUAGAUGAUUUAUUAAGAGCCAACUGCGAUUUGAGACGGCAGAUUGAUGAACAGCAAAAGAUGUUAGAGAAAUACAAAGAACGAUUAAAUCGAUGUGUGACAAUGAGCAAGAAACUCCUUAUAGAAAAGUCAAAACAAGAGAAGAUGGCAUGUAGAGAUAAAAGCAUGCAAGAUCGCUUGAGACUGGGCCACUUUACCACCGUCCGACACGGGGCUUCGUUUACUGAACAGUGGACAGAUGGUUAUGCUUUCCAGAACCUUAUUAAGCAACAGGAAAGGAUAAAUUCACAGAGGGAAGAGAUAGAAAGACAACGAAAAAUGUUAGCGAAGCGGAAACCUCCUGCCAUGGGACAGGCCCCUCCGGCAACCAAUGAGCAGAAACAGCGGAAAAGCAAGACCAAUGGAGCUGAGAAUGAAACGUUAACAUUAGCAGAAUACCAUGAACAAGAAGAAAUCUUCAAACUCAGAUUAGGUCAUCUUAAAAAGGAGGAAGCAGAGAUCCAGGCAGAGCUGGAAAGGCUAGAAAGGGUUAGAAAUCUACAUAUCAGGGAACUAAAAAGGAUACAUAAUGAAGAUAAUUCACAAUUUAAAGAUCAUCCAACGCUAAAUGACAGAUAUUUGUUGUUACAUCUUUUGGGUAGAGGAGGUUUCAGUGAAGUUUACAAGGCAUUUGAUCUAACAGAACAAAGAUACGUAGCUGUGAAAAUUCACCAGUUAAAUAAAAACUGGAGAGAUGAGAAAAAGGAGAAUUACCACAAGCAUGCAUGUAGGGAAUACCGGAUUCACAAAGAACUGGAUCAUCCCAGAAUAGUUAAGCUGUAUGAUUACUUUUCACUGGACACUGACUCGUUUUGUACAGUACUAGAAUACUGUGAGGGAAAUGAUCUGGACUUCUACCUGAAACAGCACAAAUUAAUGUCGGAGAAAGAAGCCCGAUCCAUUAUCAUGCAGAUUGUGAAUGCUUUAAAGUACUUAAAUGAAAUAAAACCUCCUAUCAUACACUAUGACCUCAAACCAGGUAAUAUUCUUUUAGUAAAUGGUACAGCAUGUGGAGAGAUAAAAAUCACAGAUUUUGGUCUUUCCAAGAUAAUGGAUGAUGAUAGCUACAAUUCAGUGGAUGGCAUGGAGCUAACGUCACAAGGCGCUGGUACUUACUGGUAUUUACCACCAGAGUGUUUUGUGGUUGGGAAAGAACCACCAAAGAUCUCAAAUAAAGUUGACGUCUGGUCAGUGGGUGUGAUCUUCUACCAGUGUCUUUAUGGAAGGAAGCCUUUUGGCCAUAAUCAGUCCCAGCAAGACAUUCUACAAGAAAAUACUAUCCUCAAAGCUACUGAAGUGCAGUUCCCGCCAAAGCCAGUAGUAACACCUGAAGCAAAGGCAUUUAUUCGACGAUGCUUGGCCUACCGAAAGGAGGACCGCAUCGACGUCCAGCAGCUGGCCUGUGACCCCUACUUGCUUCCUCACAUCCGAAAGUCGGUCUCCACGAGUAGCCCUGCUGGAGCUGCUAUCGCGUCAACCUCGGGGGCGUCCAAUAACAGUUCUUCGAAUUGAGACUCACUCCCAGCCACAGACUGUUCGACACACACAGAGUGGACAAAUGGCGUUCAGCAGCGGGUUUGGAACAUAGCGAAUCCAAAUGGAUCUCAUGAAACCUGUACCAGGUGCUUUUAUUUUCUUGCUUUUUUCCCAUCCAUAGAGCAUGACAGCAUCGAUUCUCAUUGAGGAGAAACCUCGGGCAGCUCUGGCCAGGCCUCGUAGGAAAAGGCCCCGCCCAAGGUUCCGGCGUCAACGGCCACUGCGUGUGGCUGCUCUGAGUGAGGAAAAAAUUAAAAAGAAAAACUGGUUCCAUGUACUGUGAACUUGAAAACAUGCAGACUCAGGGGGGUCCCUGAUGCAGUGCUUCAGAUGAAGAAUGUGGACUUGAAAAUACAGACUGGGCUAGUCCAGUGUCUAUAUUUAAACUUGUUCUUUUCUUUUAAUAAAGUUUAGGUAACAUCUCCUGAAAAGCUUGUAGCACAAAGGCUCGGCUGGGGAUGGUGUUUGACUUCGGAGGAAAAAAGUUGCUAUUGCCCGUUAAAGGCACUAGAGUUAGUGUUUUAUCCCUAAAUAAUUUCAAUUUUUAAAAACAUGCAGCUUCCUUCCCCCCUUUUUUAUUUUUGAAAGAAUACAUUUGGUCAUAAAGUGAAACCCGUAUUAGCAAGUACGUGGCAAUGUUCAUUCCAAUCAGAUGCAGCUUUCUCCUCCGUCUGGUCUCCUGUUUGCAAUUGCUUCCCUCAUCUCAGUAGGGAAAAAAUUGAGUGGGAGUACUGAGAUGUGUGGGGUUUUGCCAUUGGACAAAGAAUGAGGUUAGAACUCUGCAGCUUGGAGUCUCUCUAGGUUUUCAACUAUUUCUUCACAAUUUGAACACUUGACGGUUGUCCCUUUUAAUUUAUUUGAAGUGCUAUUUUUUUAAAUAAAGGUUCAUCUGUCCAUGCAGUCCUCUUGGAUUCUCUGAAUGUAGUAACCAUUGAAACUGUUCCAAAGGCAGGCAGAACUCAGGCUGGGGAGCCAGUGCUGCAGGGAGCAGGAGUUCCCACCCACAGACCCCGUGCACUUGCUGAACGGUGUGCAUUUCUUGUUACAAUGAUAUUAAAACUUGAUCAGCACAUAAGCUUUCCUCUGUUAGCUCUUUUGACAGGAAACAGCCUCC